This is a messenger RNA of Charadrius vociferus (killdeer), 596 nucleotides long. Its product is annotated as alpha-sarcoglycan-like. The record is from RefSeq and is a predicted model, not a curated record. The transcript is spliced from 4 exons. Gene Ontology annotation, cellular component: sarcoglycan complex. The annotation marks the transcript as partial. Lineage: Eukaryota; Metazoa; Chordata; Aves; Charadriiformes; Charadriidae.
CAGCCUCCCCCAUCACCUUCCAAGCCCACCUCCGGGACCACCCUGACCUCCCGCAGUGGCUGCGGUACAUCCAGCGCGACCCCCCCCAGCCCGGCUACCCCUACGCCUCAGCCGGACUCAACACCAGCGAGGAGGACCCCAAUGAUGGGGGAGCAGAGCACAAGGAUGGGGUGCAGAGCCCCAGGAUGGGUGGGCAGACACCCCUGGUAGGAGGGCAGAGCCCACUGAUGGGCAUCCAGCUGGUCCACCACACCACCAUCCACGGUGACACGGAGGAGCUGAGGCACAUGGCCGCCAGCCGGGAUGUCCCACGACCCCUUUCCACCCUUCCCAUGUUCAACAUCCGUACGGGUCAACGCAUCAACCCCAUGCCCGGUCCCUCGGAUGGUGCCCGCGUCCCCCUCCUCCCGCACAUCCAGCUGGCCCACCACACCCCCAUCCACGGUGACACGGAGGAGCUGAGGCACAUGGCCGCCAGCCGGGAUGUCCCACGACCCCUUUCCACCCUUCCCAUGUUCAACGUCCGUACGGGCCAACGCAUCAACCCCAUGCCCGGUCCCUCGGAUGGUGCCCGCGUCCCCCUCCUCCCGCAGUGA